GGCAUCUACGGUAUACCAGGCUAAACUGGUCUCUCCAAGAAACGCCUUUGGUCUUCGGACGGAGCACCGUGCUCCGUCCGUUCGACGCCAAUACAACGCCCGAGGCCAGCGCCCCCCUUGCGUUCGCCAGACCUGGCGAGUGAGGCUUUCUUGAUCGAGAUCUCAAUGGACGGGGGACUCUAUUGGCUGAGCACUGGGAUCCAAUUGACCUACAAGCACCUUCCAGCCAUCUAUGCACUGUCGCCCACGCUCAUUGUUUUAGGGGAGGCCUUACAGCUGAACAUUUCCGGAGCUCUGACCUUCGCGGGAGAAGUGAUCUCGCUACAAGCGCCACCGUUGCAUCCUCUACCCAGCAAAGUUGAAUCUAUAUAUGGACCGAUGCAGAUUAACGAGACGGCGACGCCGCUGAUGCUUGAGCCUGAAGACACUUCAGCCGAUCCUGCACAGUGGAUGAUGACACCAGGCUCCAACUUCACCUUGUCCAGACCCUUCUGGAACUGUGGACCGCAGGUGGUCGAAGCAGGCCUUGGACAGGAGUGGUUUUACUGCAGUGGCUUGGAUGGCACCAUCCGCGUGGUGGAGCAGAGCACCGGUUGCCUGCUCUAUGCCGUGGCCUCGGUUUCAGGCAACACCACUCGAGUCAUUGGGAUGCCAAGUGAACAAGAGCUGCUGGUGCUGGACGGCAACGAGGUGCUUUUGUGGCAGUUAGGCGAGAAAGCCAGCAAGGAGACUCCACCACCGCUUCCGCAGCUGGAAUGUCGAUUGUUGAAUGACAAGUUUGUCUCAGAGGUCAUGACCGGCAGGCGUUCCAGCAAGGACGAGGCGAGCUGCGACUUGCCGAAGGAUCUGAAGUUCCACAGGCUUGGUCAAAAUCUGCCGGCUGCGACCUAUCCCGUGAUGAGCUCAGCAGAUUCGGUCGACCAAGAGGCCCAAGGACCGAAUGACUAUCGUCGCGCCGAGUUUGUGACGCCUGUGGGGCAGCAGAUGCUUCAAGUGCGUGAGGGGCCGAAGCAGAGGAGAGCGGAACGUGCGGUGAACUUGGUCACAGAGACCUUUGAGGGCUUGCGGCCGGCUUAG
This is a messenger RNA of Durusdinium trenchii, 1077 nucleotides long. The record is from the annotation of a GenBank genome assembly. NCBI's taxonomy places the organism in Eukaryota, Dinophyceae, Suessiales, Symbiodiniaceae.